AUGUAUUCCCCACGGCAGAAGAUUUUAUGGUUUGCAUUUAGUACUCGGAUUCUACUGAUUUUCUUACAAGCAAUAUCAAAUCUUAUCAUACCAGACCAUAACGCUAAUGUAUUUAUUAGCCCUGAAGACCCAAACUUGCGUAAAUCGAAUGCGGAUGUCAUCGUCGAUAAGUUAUUAGGGGGCAUGAAAAGAUGGGAUGCCCAAUACUUUAUACAUAUUGCACAGUUUGGAUACACUUAUGAAAAUUGUCUAGCAUUCUUUCCUUUAUUUCCAUUACUUGUAAGAUAUUUUGCAUACGGACUGAAUAGUGUAUUUGGUACAGUGCUAAAUUUUCAUAGCAAUUUGUUAAUUUCUGCAACAAUUUUAAAUAUUAUUUUUUUUAUUAAAUCGGCAGAUGUGUUACACAGACUGAGUUUAAGAAUUUUACGUAGUGAAUGCAGAGCAUAUAAAUCUGUUGUAUUGUACUGUGUUAAUCCUGCAAGUAUUUUCUUCUCUGCACCAUAUUCAGAAUCACUGUUUGCAUGGAUGUCGUUUUAUACAAUGUUCAAGUGUACAGAAAGUGAGACUCUGAGAUUUGCUAACAUUGACAUAAUGAGUGGUCUACCAGCCGGGUUUUCCAUGAUCACUCGGUCAAAUGGUUCUGUCAAUUUAGGAUUCAUAUUCUAUGCAACUUUUAAAAAUGUUAUAGAGAGAACUAUACCUGAAAUUAUUUACAAAUAUAGGACAUUAAAACAUAAGAUAAUAUUGCCAUUCCUAUUGUUGCCACUGUUCACGACACUUGUAUCAGUUUUUUUGACUGUGACUAUAGCACUGUUGCCAUUUCUUUUGGUACAAACAUAUAAUUAUUUGAAGUAUUGUGUACACAAUGAUCACAAUUUACCAGAAUUUUUGUCUAACACUGAGUAUGUGUUACCUGGUAGUGCAGAGAGUCCUGGUGUAACAGUAGUUUACCAUUGUCAUAUUCCUAUAUACAAAGUCAUUACUGGGAUGUUGGUUUCUUCAAAUAUUAUAAAUUGA
Spodoptera littoralis (African cotton leafworm) is the source of this 1017-nucleotide messenger RNA. Lineage: Eukaryota; Metazoa; Arthropoda; Insecta; Lepidoptera; Noctuidae. The record is from the annotation of a GenBank genome assembly.